Paramecium pentaurelia is the source of this 1278-nucleotide messenger RNA. NCBI's taxonomy places the organism in Eukaryota, Ciliophora, Oligohymenophorea, Peniculida, Parameciidae. The record is from the annotation of a GenBank genome assembly.
AUGAAAUGCCUUAAAUAGAAUCACUAAAAUUCUUUAAUUGUUUGCAUUUGUCUUAACGAAAAUUGUCAUAAUGAUUCCUUAAGUUGUCAAUAUUGUUUAUAAUUUUUGCAUUCUAAUCACAAAAACUGUUGCAAAAGAUUUAGAAGUCUCACUUAAACAAUUUAUUAAAAAUAAAAAGAAUUACACCAACUAUCCUUAACUGGAUUGAAUAAGUAAGAAUUAUUUUUUAUAAGGCAAUAAAACUAAAAGAAGCUUGUUGAAUUGUAUCAGAUCAUAAUUAAUAAAAAUUACGAAUAAUUAAACUAACAUAUGAAACAUUUAAGAAAUCUAUUUACUUAAAAUUAGUAAUAGAAACAGAAUGAUUAGUAUAUUCAUUCAAUUAAUGAAAAGUAAAAUCUAGAAGAAAUUUGUAACACACCUAAAAGUAAGCAAUUUAAUAAUUUUAUAGAACAAAUUAAGAUAUAAAAAAUUAAUAGUACUAUGAAAGAAACUGAUUAAUGUUUAUUACUAAAAGAAGGUAAUCUUAUUUAAUAAUUUAGCUCGUAAGUUAUAUUCAUAAUAGGAUUUCAAAAAAGCACUUAGAUAUUUUAAUAAGGCACUUAAAUUCAAUGAAAAAACUGCCUCUUUAUUUUUCAUGAUAGGUAAGAAAAACUAUAAAUCUCAUAUAGGUAAAACAUUAAUUAAAUUAAAUCGUUUCAAAAAGGCAAUAACAUGGAUAAAUAAGGCAAUUAAACUUAGCAGUAAUAAUUCAGCAAAAUCAUAAUAUUUAUUGAGUUUAGCUUCUGCCUUAUUUCAGCUUAAAGAAAAUAAAAAAAGUUUAAAAAUUAUAAAUAUAGCAAUUUAAUUAAAACCUUAAUCUGCUGGCUUAUAUUUUAGUAAAAGUAUUAAAAUCUUUAAUAAGGCUUUAUCUUAAAAUAAUUAAAUUAAAAAGAAGAGGCAAUUGAAUGUCUAAAAUAAUCCACUUAAUAGAAUCCACAAUAUCACAAUGCUUGGUGCCUACAAGGUAUAUUAUAAUGUAAAAAUAGGUCAUAUUUUACUUCAAUAAAAUAAAUAUGAAUAGGCUCUUGAAUGUUUUAAUAAGGUUAUCGAUAUCAAACCCAGUUUAUGUUAUGCCUACUUUUUGAAAAGUUUAAUAAAUAGUUAUAAAUAGGUUUUGCUUUAUGUAAAUAAAUGAAAUACUAUGAAAGUCUUAAUUUUAUUGAUAUAUGUAUUUAAAUGAAACCUAAUGUAAAAAGGUAUUAACAUAUAAAAAGUAUAAAUAAUAUUUAAUAAAUUAGC